Molecule: messenger RNA, 3252 nt
Organism: Arachis stenosperma
Lineage: Eukaryota; Viridiplantae; Streptophyta; Magnoliopsida; Fabales; Fabaceae
Exons: 4
Coding region: 1-3252 (1083 amino acids)
Source: RefSeq, a predicted model, not a curated record
AUGGCACCCAAUAGAAGUUGGAUGUCACGAAGGCAAGAUUGCACUGGUCAUCUAAGCGAGGAAUUUAAGAAAGGUGUUGUGGAAUUCAUUGAUUUUGUAGAAAGAAACCCAACAGUCAUUGAUAGUUUAGGUUGCAUUCUUUGUCCAUGCACAAAAUGUAAGAACAGACUUAGGGAUGAAAUAUUUUGGGUUGAAAAGCAUUUGUGUGAUCGUGGGUUUAUGGAGGGUUAUAUAAACUGGACUGCUCAUGGUGAGGAAAGAUGGGUUGAACAGGACGCAACAAAUGUUACCCAAGAACAUGAAGAGGAGAAUACAAAUCCAUAUGUAGACAUGGUUAUUGAUGCUGCAGGUGAUAACUUAAACAUAGUGGAAGGAUUAGAAGAGGAUCCAAAUCCAUCCGCGUCGAAGUUUUAUAAGUUGCUGAGGAGUGCUGAUGAACCUUUGUGGGAUGGCUGCACCAAGCAUACAAUAUUGUCAGCUGUAACCCAGCUAGUUUACUUGAAGUCAGAAUUCAACAUGAGUGAGAGCUGUUAUAAUCGAAUGGUUGCCAUAAUCAAGAGCAUGCUCCCAGAAUCAGAGAAGUUGCCAGAAGAUUUCUACCGGUCAAAGAAAAUGAUUCAAGAAUUGGGAUUAAGAUAUGAGAAAAUUGAUGCUUGUCCUAAUCACUACAUGCUAUAUUAUAGAGAAACAAGUGACAAGAUUAGUUAUGUAGCCUGCACAACGUGUGGACAUCCACGAUUUAAGCCAAAGGGAAGGGAUACAGCUAAUAGUAGUAGGGAUGUGCCAUACUCAAUAUUGAGAUAUUUUCCUAUUACUCCAAGGCUUCAACGUUUGUUUAUGUCUAAAACUACUGCGCAAUAUAUGAAGUGGCAUGUGGAUGGAGUACGCCAAGAUGAAUCGGUGAUCACACAUCCGGCUGAUGCUGAUGCUUGGAAACAAUUUGAUGCCACCCAUAAAAUAUUUGCCCAAGAGUCUAGAAAUGUUAGGCUUGGACUUUGCACUGAUGGUUUUAAUCCAUUUUCUGGCUCGAAGACUCCAUACUCAUGUUGGCCUGUGUUUGUCACACCUUACAAUCUUCCUCCAAGUAUGUGCAUGAGAAGAGAGUACAUAUUCCUCAGUCUUUUGAUCCCUGGACCGAAGUCUCCAGGAAAAAAAUUAGAUGUUUAUCUUAGACCACUGAUUGAUGAGUUAAAGGUUUUGUGGGACAAUGGUGUUACUACUUAUGAUGCAUGGGAAAAGAAAAAUUUUAACAUGAAGGCAGCAUUAUUGUGGACUAUAAGCGAUUUUCCGGCUUAUGGAAUGUUGUCUGGUUGGAGCACACACGGUCGUCUUUCUUGUCCGAUUUGCAUGAAGAACACUAAAUCAUUUCGACUACAACACGGCGCUAAACCCUGUUGGUUUGAUUGUCAUCGACAGUACUUGCCUCCUGGUCAUGCAUUUCGUCGUGAUCGGUACUCUUUUAAAAAGUCAAUGGUGGAAAACACUUUUCCACCGAAACGAAUGAGUGGAGUUGAAAUAUUAAAUGAGCUGGACAAACUCGAAGAAGCUAACUUAGGGGCUAAUCCGAGAGGAAAAAAGGGUGACUUUGGUACCAUUCAUAAUUGGGUGAGAAAAAGCAUAUUUUGGGAGUUGCCUUAUUGGUCAACUAAUUUGAUAAGACACAAUUUAGACAUUAUGCACAUAGAAAAAAAUGUUUUUGACAACAUCUUUAACACUGUUAUGGACGUAAAGGGCAAGACAAAAGACAAUGCAAAUGCAAGAGAAGAUUUGAAGAUAAUAUGCAAGCGCCCUAACUUGGAGUUGGUAUUUGAGAAUGGAAAGUGCAAAAAACCAAAAGCAACAUAUGUCUUAGAUUCUCAACAAAGGAGGACAGUAUGUGAGUGGAUAAAGCAAUUAAAAUUUCCUGAUGGUUAUGCAUCAAAUAUUUCACGAUGUAUUAAUCUAGCGGAUGGGAAGAUAUACGGAAUGAAGAGUCACGACAGCCAUGUUUUCAUGGAAAGACUGAUUCCAUUGGCCUUUCGAGACGUGUUGCCAAAAUCCAUAUGGGGAGUGCUAACAGAGCUCAGCUUGUUCUUUAAACAAAUUUGUGCUACUGAAAUACGCCCUGAUGCUGUGGAGAAGGUAGAGAUUUCCAUUAUUGAAACGGUUUGUAAGCUGGAAAAAAUUUUUCCGCCAGCUUUCUUUGAUGUGAUGGAGCAUUUAGUUAUCCACAUCCCCUAUGAAGCUAAGGUUGGAGGACCUGUGCAGUAUCGAUGGAUGUAUCCAUUUGAAAGGUGUAUGCUAUACUUAAAACGAAAAGUACGAAAUAAGGCAAGAGUUGAAGGAUCUAUUUGCGAAGCAUAUAUUUUGGAAGAAAUUUCAAAUUUUACUUCUAUGUAUUUUGAGUCAACAGUACACACAAGGCGGACUCAAGUUCCUAGGAACGAUGAUGGUGGUUCAAAUAUGGAUGAAAAUCACUUGUCUAUUUUUAGAUACCCAUGCCUUUCCAUCGGGCGAGGUUCAAAGAAAUACUUAACUGAUGACGAGCUUCAUAUCGCCCAUACAUACAUUCUUGUCAACUGCGAAGAAAUAGAACCUUAUCUCCAACAAUUUGAGAAUUCACUAAAAGAAUUACAUCCAAAUAUUUCCGAAGAUGAAAUAUUAAAUGCCCGCGAUAAGGACUUCAGUAGAUGGAUAAAGAAUCAAGUAGAUAUAGGUCACAUUGAAAGUAGAAUGAUUCAACAGAUAGCUCAUGGUCCUUCCAAGUUUGUCUCUUCGUACAAUGGCUUAAAGGUUAAUGGAUAUAGAUUUCAUACUAAGGAUCACGACAAAAAUAGAGCUACCAUGAAUAGUGGGGUAUGUUUUAAGGGAAAUAUUUAUGGGGAAAAUGACUUAGACUACUACGACAUUCUUGAGGAGAUAUUGGAACUGUCAUACUUAGGCUAUGGAAAUACUGUAUUUAUCUUUCGAUGCUGCUGGUUUGACCCAAUUAAUGGAGUAAAAGUUGAUGAGAGAUAUGGGUUAGUGGACAUAAAGUAUAAAUCAAGACUACAAUCAAACGAGCCGUUUGUUUUGGCUGAACAAGCACAACAGGAUGAAGUUAUUGCAUUGUUUGAUGCAAAUGCUCCAAUGGAAGAAGUAAACGUAGAAGAUAUAAAUUGCCCAAUGGACACUUUGUUCAAUGAUGAGUUCAUCAACGAUAACGAAGAAUUUGAUAGUGAAGAUAGUGAAAGUGCUAGUUCCGAACCUGAGAAUGAAGACUAUGUGAUGUAG